AGAAGAGAGGACAGCAUCAUUCUGGAGUGUACUUCUAACCAGUGUGGAUGCAGCACAGUAUUGCUCUCUCUCUGCUUCACUCACUCAUUCGCAUCUACCAGAGACUGCCACUGCCUCUGUUCCUGCCCUCCCAUUCUGCCGCCUCUGUCUGCCUUUCUCUGCAUCUAACAGGGAAGAGGAGCCUGUGAGUUUGGCAGCUCUAGAGGGAGUAGACAGACGGUGCCUGAGCUGGAGCAGCAAAUUUGCGGGCAGGACCUCGGUGGACACCCUUCAGAGGAUCUCUAGCGGACAGCCACUAUGUGUGACUGUUUUCAUCUGGCAUUCCCUAACUGGCAUGGGCCAGCGACGGGUCCUGGACGUAGGCUAAGGGGACCAGAGCAGGACACAGAGGAUGAUUCAGUGUUUGAAGAGCCUGAGAUUUUAGAGCGGGAAAGACCGCGCCCUCAAGGCUCCUCACCUAUCGAGGAAUUCCCAGCUGAAAAACAAGUAGAAGAGGACAUAUAUGACACACAACACAAGAGUGGCAGCAACAAAAAAAGCCGAAGAGUUGGUUUUGGAUCACUGUUUGACAAGCGUGCUACUGUCAAAAUGAGUGAGGACAUACAGAUUGGAGAGUCUGGUAUGAUUUUGAAAACAGUGAAAGAAGUAUGUGCGGAGGGUCUAGUAUUGACUGGUGGAGGAAAAGAGGGGAUCUUCAUCAAAGAAGUGAAACCAGAUUCACCUGCUUCAAAGCACCUGAGUAUGAAAGAGGGUGAUCAGAUACUUAGUGCUACAGUAUACUUUGAUAAUGUGUCGUGUGAAGAUGCGCUGCAAAUUCUUGAUCAUGCUCAUCCAUAUAAAAUGGAGUUUUGUCUCAGACGCAAAGUGGAAUCAACUAUGCCAGAAGAUGCUGAAAUUAUACACCCAGAGGGUAAUAAGGAGGGCUCACCAGAGAUGAGAAUUCAGAGAAAGAUGAAGAAACAGCAGGACCGCAUAUCAUGGCCGAAAUUCCCUUCUUUUGGCAAGGGACGCAGAGCCCAAUUCAAGAGAUCUCAUAGUACAUCAGAAGCAGAGGAACAUAGGAAAUUAGAAAUGAGCCCACCAACAAGUGAUACAGAAUCCCCACUCAAAUCACCAUUGAAAUUCCCUGAUGGAAAAGACAAGGAAAAGAAACAAAAAAUGCAUUUAAAUGUCACGAUGAAAGGCUACAGGAGCAAGUCUGUUGAGGAACCUCAGAGAAAAGAGGAAUUGAUAACAGAGAACUUGGCAGCUUGGGAAAAUCAACAAGUUGAUAUAGUAGAAGAAAAGUAUCCUGAAGAAGCUACAGCAAAAUUGGUAGACAUUGCACAUGUUGUGGAUGAUGCUGAGAAUGAGGUGUCUUCCAAGAUCAAGCAAGACCAUGCAUUCCCAAGUUUGUCAGAAACAGAACUGCAACAUAAGGUUCAUUUCAUUAGUUUGGGGAAUACAUUAAAGACUACAGAUAUUUCAAUUACUUUUGCAGAGGGUUCUGCAGAUAUUGUGACCUUGGAGGAAGGAAAGAUAGAGAGAUCUGAAAUGAAAGUUAACAUUCGUCAGAAAGAGAAAACUGAUACUGGAACAGGUAGCCAAUCAGGUGAAAACAGAAUUUCAGAUAUAUCUGCUUCUGACCAUGUUGUAGGAAGUCCUGUUGUAAUAUUGCAGCCAGAAUCAGAACGAUUUCAACUUGACAAUGAUAUAAACACACAGGAGGUCAACAAGGACAGUUCAGACAAAGAAUUAGUAUCCAUAAAUAAAGAAAUUAACAUACCAAAAUUAGACAAUUCUUUAGAAUUGUCCAGUGUAGGAGAACUGGAAAAAUCACUGAAGACAUGUGAUGAAAAGCAGUUGAAGGAAAGAAACAUAUUUGAAAAUGAGAGUUAUGGGAUUCGAAUCAGAGGUCCAUUGGCCGACAUGGCCACAACAAAGCCUCACUUUUCUAGUACAGUAGAUGGGUUUCAGUUUUUGCUACCUGAAUCUUCUGGGAACAAACAAGAGAGCACUAUCAUUGACAUACAGGAAUCAAGUUUUGCCAUACCUGAUAUUUCUCAAGCAAAAUUUAAAACAGACAGUGCAAUUUCUGCUGUGGAAAUGAAGGAUUUGGAAAUAAGAACAUCUAAGCUGCCAACAGAGACAAAUAUUGACCACUUACUAGCAGAUGUAGAUAGAAGACUAGAAUCAAAGUUUAAAUUGCCAAAUGUGGAUCUCUCAAAAUUAGCAACACAAGACCCCAUAAAAAUGACAAAAAUAGAGCAAAUUAAGACAUAUCUCCCAAACCGAGAAGACAUUGAGAUUCCUGGUAUAGAAUCUAAAGAAUCAAAACUCUGUCUUCAGACUCCUGUAUUUAAGGUACCAAAAAUAGAGAAGGUUCCAAAUAUUACUAAGGAGGAGAAAAUCCGGGCUCAGCAAACAGGUGAAGAGUUCAAUGUUCAGGACGUUAAAGAGGCUGUCUCCAAAUUUCCAGCUUUUAAAUUGCCUGAAGGGGAUGUUACAGGAGUGCUUGUGCAAAGGGAAGUCACAAUUAUGGAAAUGAAGGGAGAAAAGACUAGCAUAACCCCUAGAGGAUCUCCUUGUAAAAUAUCAGUGACAAGUGCAGACAGUAGCACUACAAUAUAUAAAAGCCAAAUAGGUAAAGAUAAGUCAUCAGCUUCUGAUAUUGCAGAUAAGGACAUGGGGAUCAAAAUACCAAAUGUUGAGCUACAUUAUAAUGUUGAACAAAGUUCAAUAGCUGUUAAAAAAACAGAUUACACAAAGCCAAACAUUCAAGAUCCAAAAACAAAAAUAGAUAGGAUGCUGAUCACAGGUGAUGAGAAAAUUGGAGAGGUUACAUUCAAACUUCCAAAGCGAGAAGACAUUGAAAUACCAGGGAUGGAAGCCAUAAAGAAAUCAAAUACACAAAAGACAAAAAUGAAAGUAGACAAAGAUGCAGAGAAUGCUGCACAAACUGAUAAAAUGAGCAAAAAACCCAAGACUAAGAAAUAUGUGGACCAGAUAGAACAAGAAAAAAAAUCAAAGAAAACAAAAGUAUCCAUGCAAAGUUUUGGGAUCACCAAACCUGACAUUCGUUUCCCAGAUAUUGGAACUGAUUUACCAAAAAAGUAUAUUCAUAAAAAUGAUACUGGAGAAAAAAAGAUGAAGAAAUUUGAAGUGGAUGUACCUCAAACUGAUACCAAACUAAAAGAUGUUUCUCUUGCUGAAGCCACAAACCUGAAACAAAAUACAAUGGAGACUACAAGCUCAAGGUCAGAUAGAAAAUUUGGAAAAAAGGAGGCUGAAAUACCCAUACAUGAAAAGUCUAUAAUGGGAAAAGGUCUUCCAGAAAAGAAAGGUCCACAGUCUGUUAACAUGGAUGAGAAAAUUCAGAAUAUUGAAAUUGGAGGACAGGGCAGCAAGUUCAAACUACCAAAAUUUGAGAUCAGUUUUCCAGAAGUCAAAGUACCAAAAAUGCAUUUUAGUCCAUCCAAAAAGGAUACUGAGUUUGCUAUAGCAGAGGGAAACAUAGAUAUGCCAGCAGCAUAUUCACCUGAUGUUGAAAUUCCUGAUGCAAAGACAAAAAUAAAAGAAGACACACGAGAAGUAGAUUCUAAAGGCCAUGAAGUGAAAACAAAGCACUCAAGCUUUUCAUUUCCUAAAUUUGGAUUUUCUAAAUCUGACACUAAAAUCACAGAAGCAGAUGUGCAUCUUCGAAACACUGAAGGGUUUUUACCAGAAGGAAAUGCAGACAUGGAAGUAAUGAAUGCAGAGAUUACACUUUCAAUAGGUGAUACAAGCCAAGAAAAUGAAACAAAAUUUGGCUCUCCAACAAAGUUUAAACUUCCCUCAAUUUCAUUCCCAAAAUUUGGAGCUAAAGCUCCAAAGGCAGCAGAAGACAUAUCCGACAUAGAUGCACAAAGUAAAGGUCCUGAAAUAAGUCUAUCACAAGCAGAAGUAACAGUGUCAGAUGAGCCCUUAUCAGUUUACAUAAAAGGGCCUGAUGUAGACAAAAAAAUCGGAAAAUCUCUCAAGCCUGAUACAAAAGUUCAGGACAUCCAAACUGAAGGGCAAGAGAGCAAAUUCAAAUUGCCAAAAUUUGAGAUAAGUCUUCCAGAUGUAGGAGGAUUAAAAACAGACUUAAGUGCAGGCAAGACAGAGACUGACAUUUCUGCACCAGAGGGAAAGAGAGAAGUGCAUGCAUCUGAUGUUGAAGUUCCAGAUUUAAAAACUAAAAUGAAAUCAAAUAUAUCAAAAGUAGAUUCUAAAGGACAAGAAGCAGAAAUAAAGAAACCUGUCUUUUCAUUUCCAAGGUUUGGCUUUUCUAAAUCAGAAACUAAGUCCCCUGAGACUGAUUUGAGUCCUGCACAAGUUGAUGUUUCUUUACCAGGAGAAAAUGUAAAAUUGCAAGGGACAACUACAGAUAUUACAUUUUCAAUGGUUGAUACUGAAGAAGAAGAUAAAAUGAACUUUGGCUCUCCAACAAAGUUUAAACUUCCCUCAAUUUCCCUCCCAAAAUUUGCAGCUAAAGCUACUAAAGACACAGUAGACAUUUCUGCUGUGGAUGACCAAAUUAAAGAAAAUGAAAUUAAAGGACCUGAGCUAAAAGUGUCAGUUGAGCCACUGUCUGUUCAUAUAAAAGGGCCUGAGACAGACACCAAUGAAAAAUCUGUCAACAUUGAGAUGAAAGCCCAGGACAUCCAAAAUGAAGGACAAAAGAGCAAGUUCAAAUUGCCAAAAUUUGGAACAAGUUUUCCAGAAUUAAAAGGACCAAAAAUAGACUUACAUGUAGAAAAAACAGACACUGAUAUUUCUUUAUCAGUGGGAAAGGGAGACAUACAUGUACAUAAUGUUCAGGUAUCAGAUGUAAAAACCGAAGUGCUAGUAGAUUUACCAGACUCAAAGGGUCAUGAAGUAAAAAUGGAUAAACCAGGGUUUUCAUUUCCAAAAUUUGGCUUUUCUAAAUCAGAAACUAAAGCUCCUGAAGGUGAUGUGAGUCUUCCACAGGUCGGUGUGUCUUUACCAGGAGAACAUGUCAAAAUGGAAGAACCAAAUACAGAGAUCACACUUUUUAUGGGUGACACUGUACAAGAAGAUGAAACAAAGUUUGACUCUCCAAAGUUUAAAUUUCCAUCAAUUUCCUUUCCAAAAUUUGGAGCUAAGUCUCCAAAAAAAGCAAUAGAUAUAUCUACUGUUGAUGUACAAAGGAAAGAUCUUGAAAUAAGUCUACCACAAAGAGAGGUAGUAGUGUCAAGUGAGCCCUUAUCAGUGGAUACAAAACCACCUGGGGUAGACAAUGAGGAGAAAUCUCUCAUUGUCAAAAUAAAAGCUGAGGACAUGAAAACUGAGGGGCAAGAGAGAAAGUUCAAAUUACCAAAAUCUGGGAUAAGCCUUCCAGAAGUAAAAGGACCAAAAAUAGACUUACAGGAGGUGAAGACAGAGAUGGGCAUUUCCCUACCAGAGGGAAAGGGAGAAGUGCAUGCACUUGAUGUUGAAAUGCCAGAUGUAAAAACUGAAGUGAAACUAGAUUUACCAAUAGUAGAUUCGAAAGGUCUUAAAGUAGAAAUGAAGAAACCAGGUUUUUCAUUGCCCAAGAUGGGAUAUUCUAAAUCAGAAAAAAAGGAAUCUGAAACAGAUGUGACUCUCCCACAAGUUCAUGUACCUUCACCAGGAGAAAAUGUAAAAAUUGAAGGACCAAAUGCAGACAUUAAAAUUGCAAUGGGUGAUACUGGAGAAGAAGAAAAAAAUAAAUUUGGCUCUUCAACAAAGUUUAAACUUCCUACAAUUUCCCUCCCAAAAUUUGGAUCUAAAGCUACAAAGGAGGCAGUAGACAUUUCUGCUGUGGAUGUGAAAAUGAAAGGUCCUGAAAUUCAUCUACCACAAGCAGAGGUAGGAGUGCCAGUUGAUCCAAUAGCAGUUGAAAUAAAGGAGCCUGACAAAGACAAUCAGGGUAAAUCUCUCAGUGUUGACAUGAAAGCUCAAGACGUCCAAAUUGAAGGAGAAGAGAGCAAAUUCAAAUUGCCAAAAUUUGGGAUAAGCUUUCCAGAAGUAAAAGGACCAAAAAUAGACUUACAUGGAAGAAAAACAGAGACUGACAUUUCUCUUCCAGAAGGAAAGGGAGAAAUACAUGGUUCUUAUGCUGAAGCAUCAGAUGUAAAUACCAAAGUGAAAACAGAUUUGAUAGAAGUAGAUUUGAAGAGCCUUGAAAUAUUCUCACAUGCAAGCAAAACAGAGAGUGGCAUUUCUUUACCAUAUGGAAAGGAAAAAAGGAAUACUCCUGAUGUUGAAGUGCCUGAUGUAAAAACUGAAGUAAAAGUAGAUUUACCAAAAGUAGAUUCAAAAGGUCUUAAAGUAGAAAUGAAGAAACCAGGUUUUUCAUUGCCCAGGAUUGGAUUUUCUAAAUCAGAAACAAAGGAAUCUGAAACUGAUGCGAGUCUCAUAGAGGUACAUGUAUCUUUACCAGGAGAAAAUGUAAACAUAGAAGGACCAAAUGCAGACAUUAAUGUCGCAAUGGGUGAUACUAGAGAACAAGAUAAAAUGAAGGUUGUUGGAGAGCCAAAAUUUAAGCUUACAUCAAUUUCCCUCCAGAAAUUUGGAUCUAAAGAUACAAAAGAGGCAGUAGACAGUUCUGUUGUGGAUGGUCAAAUUAGAGGACCUGAAAUAAGCCUUCCAAUAACAGAGGUUAAAGUGUCAGCUGAGUGCGUAUCUCCUGAUGUAAAAGUGCCUGAGACAAAGAAAGAUGAAAAAUCUGUCAAUACUGAGAUGAAAGGCCAGGACAUCCCAAUUGAAGGGCAUGAGAGCAUGUUCAAAUUGCCAAAGUUUGGAAUAAGCCUUCCAGAAUUAAAAGGACCAAAAAUGCACUUACAUGCAGAAAAAAUAGACACUGAUGUUUCUCUUCCAGAGGGAAAGAGAGAAGUACAUGCAGCUAAUGUUCAAGUACCGGAUGUUAAAACUGAAGUGCAAGUAGAUUUGCCAAAAGUAGAUUCAAAGGGUCUUGAAGUAAAAAUGGAUAAACUGGGUUUUUCAUUUCCCAGGUUUGGCUUUUCUAAAUCAGAAACUAAGGCUCCUGAAGGUGAUGUGAGUCUUCCACAGGUUGAUGUGUCUUUACCAGUAGAAAAUGUCAGAAUGGAAGAACCACAUACAGAAAUUAAACUUUCAAUGGGUGAUACUGGACAAGAAAUUGAAACAAAGUUUGGUUCUCCAAAGUUUAAACUUCCAUCAAUUUCCCUCCCAAAAUUUGGAGCAAAGACUACAAAGAAAGGAACAGACAUAUCUGCUGUGGAUGUACAAAUGAAAGGUCCUGAAAUAAGUCUGCCACAAACAGAGGCAUUAGUGUCAAGUCAGCCCUUAUCAUUGGAUAUAAAAGCACCUGAGGUAGACAAAGAGGAGAAAUCUCUCAAUGUUGAUAUAAAAGAUGAGGACAUAAAAACUGAGUGGCAAGAGAGCAAAUUCAAACUGCCAAAAUUUGGGAUAAGCCUUCCAGAAGUAAAAGGCCCAAAAACAGACUUACGGGCUGUGAAGACAGAGAUUGACAUUGUUCUACUAGAGGGAAAGGGUGAAGUGCAUGCACUUGAUGUUGAAGUGCCAGAUGUAAAAACUGAAGUGAAACUAGAUUUACCAAAUGUAGAUUCAAAAGGUCUUAAAUUAGAAAUGAAGAAACCAGGUUUUUCAUUGCCCAAGUUUGGAUUUUCUAAAUCAGAAACAAAGGAAUCUGAAGGCAAUGUGAGUCUCCCACAGGUUGCUGUAUCUUUACCAGGAGAAAAUGUAAAAAUAGAAGAAAAAAAUUCAGACAUUAAGCUUGCAGUGGGCAAUACCAGAGAAGAUGAUAAAAUUAAGUUAGGGUCUUCAACAAAGUUUAAACUUCCCUCAAUUUCCUUCCCAAAAUUUGAAUCUAAAGCUACAAAGGAUUCAGUUGACAUUUCUGCUGUAGAUGUGAAAAUUAAAGGUCCUGAAAUAAGUCUACAACAAGCAGAGGUAAGAAUGCCAGCUGAUCCAAUAGCAGUUGAAAUAAAAGAGCCUGACAAAGACAAUCAGGGUAAAUCUCUCAGUGUUGACAUGAAAGUUCAAGACAUCCAAAUUGAAGGACAAGAGAGCAAAUUCAAAUUGCCAAAAUUUGGGAUAAGCCUUCCAGAAGAAAGAGGACCAAAAAUAGACUUCCAUGAAAGGAAAACAGAGACUGACAUUUCUGUACUAGAAGGAAAGGGAGGAGUGUAUGCACUUGAUGUUGAAGUGCCAGAUGUAAAAACUGAAGUCACACUAGAUUUACCAAAAGGAGAUUCAAAAGGUCUUGAAGUAAAAAUGAAGGAACCAGGUUUUUCAUUUGCCAAGUUUGGCUUUUACCCUUCUGAAGUAAAAGAACCAAAAAUACAUUCACAGUCAGGCAAGAAUGAGACUGACAGUUCUCUCCCAGAGGGCAAAGGAGAAGUGCAUACAUCUGAUGUUGAAAUGCCAGAUGUAAAAAGGAAGGAAGUGAAAGGAAACUUACCGGAAGUGGAUUCUAAAGGUCUUGAAGUAAAAAUAAAGAAACCUGUUUUUUCAUUUCCUAAGUUUGGCUUUUCUAAAUCAGAAACUAAUGCCCCCAAAGCUGACAUGAAUCUUCCAAAUGUUGAUGCGCCUUUACAAGGAGAAAAUAUAAAAAUUGAAGAAACACAUACAGACAUUACAAUUCCAAUGGUCGAUUCUGGAAAAGAAAUAGAGAUACAAGUGUCAACCAAGCCCCUGUCCACUGAUAUAAAAGGGCCUGAGAUAAACAAAGAUGGUAAAUCUCUCGAUGUUGAGAUGAAAGCUCAGGACAUACAAAUUGAAGAGCAAGAGAGGAAGUUCAAAUUGCCAAAAUUUGGAAUAAGUAUUCCAGAUGUAAAAAGACCAAAAACUGAUUUACAUGCAAGCAAGACAGUGACUGACAUUUCUCUACCAGAAGGAAAGGGAGAAGUGAAAACACCUGGUGUUGAAAUAGCAGGUGUAAAAACUAAAAUGAAAGUGGAUUUACCAGAAGCAGAUUCUAAGGAUAUUGAAAUAAAAAUGAAGAAACCUGUUUUUUCAUUUCCCAAGUUUGGCUUUUCUAAAUCAGAAACUAAUGCCCCCAAAGCUGACGUGAAUCUUCCAAAUGUUGAUGCGCCUUUACAAGGAGAAAAUAUAAAAAUUGAAGAAACACAUACAGACAUUACAAUUCCAAUGGUCGAUUCUGGAAAAGAAGAUAAAAUUAAGUUUGGCUCUCCAACAAAGAUUAAACUCCCCUCAAUUUCUCUCCCAAAAUUUGGAGGUAAAGCUACAAAGGAGGCAGUAGACAUUUCUGCCGUGGAUGAACAAAUGAAACAAACUGAAAUAGGUUUUCCUGAAAUAGAGAUACAAGUGUCAGCCAAGCCCCUGUCCACUGAUAUAAAAGGGCCUGAGAUAAACAAAGAUGGUAAAUCUCUUGAUGUUGAGAUGAAAGCUCAGGACAUACAAAUUGAAGAGCAAGAGAAGAAGUUCAAAUUGCCAAAAUUUGGAAUAAGUAUUCCAGAUGUAAAAAGACCAAAAACUGAUUUACAUGCAAGCAAGACAGUGACUGACAUUUCUCUACCAGAAGGAAAGGGAGAAGUGAAAACACCUGGUGUUGAAAUAGCAGGUGUAAAAACUAAAAUGAAAGUGGAUUUACCAGAAGCAGAUUCUAAGGAUAUUGAAAUAAAAAUGAAGAAACCUGUUUUUUCAUUUCACAAGUUUGGCUUUUCUAAAUCAGAAACUAAUGCCCCCAAAGCUGACGUGAAUCUUCCAAAUGUUGAUGCACCUUUACAAGGAGAAAAUAUAAAAAUUGAAGAAACACAUACAGACAUUACAAUUCCAAUGGUCGAUUCUGGAAAAGAAGAUAAAAUUAAGUUUGGCUCUCCAACAAAGAUUAAACUCCCAUCAAUUUCUCUCCCAAAAUUUGGAGGUAAAGCUACAAAGGAGGCAGUAGACAUUUCUGCCGUGGAUGAACAAAUGAAACAAACUGAAAUAGGUUUUCCUGAAAUAGAGAUACAAGUGUCAACCAAGCCCCUGUCCACUGAUAUACAAGGGCCUGAGAUAAACAAAGAUGGUAAAUCUCUCGAUGUUGAGAUGAAAGCUCAGGACAUACAAAUUGAAGAGCAAGAGAAGAAGUUCAAAUUGCCAAAAUUUGGAAUAAGUAUUCCAGAUGUAAAAAGACCAAAAACUAAUUUACAUGCAAGCAAGACAGUGACUGACAUUUCUCUACCAGAAGGAAAGGGAGAAGUGAAAACACCUGGUGUUGAAAUAGCAAGUGUAAAAACUAAAAUGAAAGUGGAUUUACCAGAAGCAGAUUCUAAGGAUAUUGAAAUAAAAAUGAAGAAACCUGGUUUUUCAUUUCCCAAGUUUGGCUUUUCUAAAUCAGAAUCUAAGGCCCCUGAAGCUGAUGUUAAUCUCCCACAAGUUGAUAUAUCUUUACGAGGAGAUAAUCUAAAAAUGGAAGGACCGAACGCAGAGGUUACACUUUCAACAGGUGAUACUAAUCAAGAAUAUGAAAAUAAGUUUGGUUCUCCAACAAAGUUUAAACAAUCCACAAUUUCCCUACCAAAAUUUGGAUCUAAAGCUACAAAGGAGGCAGUAGAAAUUUCUGCUAUGGAUGUGCAAAUUAACGAUCCUGUAAUAAGUCUACCACAAGCUGAGGUAAGAGUGGCAGCUGAACCAGUAGCAGUUGACAUAAAGGGGCCUGAAAUAGACAAACAGGGGAAAUCCCUCAAUGCUGAUAUGAAAGCUCAAGACCUCCAAAUUGAAGGACAAGAGAGCAGAAUUAAAUUUAAAUUUGGGAUAAGCAUUCCAGAAGAAAGAGUGCCAAAAAUAGACUUACAUGGAAGCAAAACAGAGACUGAUAUUUCUCUACAAGAAGGAAAAGGAGAAAUACAUGGACCUAAUGCUGAAGUACCAGAUGUAAAACCCAAAGUGAAAUUAGAUUUGCCUGAAGUAGAUUCGAAGGGUCUUGAAGUAAAAAUAAAGAAACCAGGUUUUUCUUUUCCAAAGUUUGUUUUUUCUAAAUCAGAAACUAAAUUAGAAUCAAAGGUCCAUGAAGGGGAUGUGAUUAUCCCACAUGGUGAUGUGUCUUUACCAGGAGAAAAUGUCAAAAUGGAAGGAAAAAAUACAGACAUUACACAUUCAAUGGAUGGUACUGAGCAAAUAGAUGAAACAAAGUUUGGCUCUCCAACAAAGUUUAAACUGCCCUCAAUUUCUCUCCCAAAAUUUGGAGUUAAAACUCCAAAGGAGGCAGUAGACAUCUCUGCUAUGGAUGUCCAAAUAAAAAGUUCUGAAAUACAUCUACCACAAGCAGAGGUAAAAGUUUCAGCUCAGACCCUAACAGAUACUAUAAGAUAUAUACCUGAGGUACCCAGAGAGGGAAAACAUCUCAAUGUUGAUAUAAAAGCUCAGGAUAUAAAAACUGAGGGGCAAGAAAGCAAGUUCAAAUUGCCAAAUUUUGGAAUAAGCCUUCCACAAGUAAAAGGUCAGAAAAUAGAUUUACAUGCAAGCAAGACAGAGACUGCCAUUUCUGCACCAGAGGUAAAGAGAGAAGAGCAUGCACUUGAUGUUGAACUGCCAGAUGUAAAAACUGAAGUGAAAUUAGAUUUACCAAAAGUAGAUUCAAAAGGUUUUGGAGUAGAAAUGAAGAAACCAGGUUUUUCGUUACCCAAAUUUGGCUUUUCAAAAUCAGAAACUACAGCCACCGAAGAGAAUCUCACACAGGCUGAUAUAGCUUUACUAGGAGAAAAUGUACAAAUGGAAGGACCAAACACAGAGAUUACACUUUCAACAGGUGAUACUGGACAAGAAGAUGAAAAUAGGUUUGGCUCUCCAAAGUUUUACCUUCCUUCAAUUUCCCUCCCAAAAUUUGGAGGUAAGUCUUCAAAGCCAACACAAGAUUGUUCUGCUGUGGAUGGUCAAAGUAAAGGACCUGAAAUCAGUCUUACAGAAGGAGGCAUAAAAGGGGCAACUGAACCUGAGAUAGAUAUAGAGGGGAGAUGUGUCAACAUUGAAAUGAAAGCUCAGGACAUCAAAAUUGAAGGGCAAGAGAGCAAGUUCAAAUUGCCAAAAUUUGACAUAAGCCUUCCAGAAUUAAAAGGACCAAAAAUAACUUUACAUGCAGGCAAAACAGAGACUGAUAUUUCUCUGCCAGAUGGAAAGGGAGAAAUGCAUGCUCAUGAUGUUGAAGUAUCAGAUAUAAAAAGCAACGUGAAAGUAGAAGUAGACUCAAAGGGCCUUGAAAUAAAAAUGAAGAAACCUGGUUUUUCUUUUCCAAAGUUCUUCUCUAAAACAGAAACUAAGGUCCCAGAAGCUGAUAGUGAUGUGUCUUUACCAGCAGAAAAUACAAAAAUCAGAGGACCAAAUGCUGAUAUUAAAAUUUCAAUUGAUGAUACUAGAGAAGGAGAUGAAACAAAGAUUGGCUCUCCAGCAAAAUUUAAACUUCCCUCAAUUUCCCUCCCAACAUUUGGAUCUAAAGCUACAAAGGAUGCAGUAGACAUUUCUGCUGUGGAUGUGCAAAUGAAAGGUCCUGAAAUUCAUCUACCACAAGCAGAGGUAGGAGUGCCAGUUGAUCCAAUAGCAGUUGGAAUAAAAGGGCCUAACACAGACAAACAAGGGAAACCUCUCAAUGUUGAUAUUCAAGACACCCAAACUGAAGGACAAGAGAGCAAAUUCAAAUUGCCAAAAUUUGGGAUAAGUCUUCCAGAAGUGAAAGGACCAAAAAUAAUCUUAUGUGCAGGCAAGACUAAGACUGACAUUUCUCUGCCAGAGGGAGAGGGAGAAGGACAUGCAUCUGAUGUUGAAAUGCCAUUUGUAAAAACUGAUGUGAAGGUAAACUUACCCGAAGUAGAUUCUAAAGAUCUUGAAGUAAAAAUUAAGAGAUCAGGUUUUUCAGUUACUAGGUUUGGUUUAUCUAAAACAGAAACUAAGGCCCCUGAACCAGGUCCAAGGCUUCUACAUGUUGAUCCUUUAUCAGGACAAAAUAUUCAAAUGGAAGAAACAGACAUUACCCUUUCAAUGAGUGACACGGCACAAAAAGGUGAAACAAAGUUUGACUCUCCAAAGUUUAAACUUCCUCCAAUUUCUCUCCCAAAAUUUAGAACUAAAGCUUCAAAAGCCGCAUUAGACAGCUCUGCUGUGGAUGUAGAAGUUGAGAGACCUGAAAUAUCUCUACCAGAAGAGUUAAAGGUUUCAGCCAAAUUGCUAUCAGUUGACCUAAAAGGGCCUGGUGUAGAUAAAGAUGGAAAAUCUUGCAGUGAAAUUGAUAUAACAGAUAUAAAUACUGGAAUAAAUGCCAGAAGUGAUCAUAUUAAACAGCAGGAUUCCAAAACAGAAGCUGAAAUUAUAGACAAAGUUCAACAACCUCCAGAAGCAACUAUUAAACAUGAACAAGGAGACAAAGGCUCACCAAGUAGAUUCAAAGAUCCCACUAUCAAAAUGCCAAUGAUUAGUAUUUCAAAAACACAAUUUCAGGGUGAACAGGCUAAUGCAGCCACAAGUGGUAAUGCUCCAGAACCCAAACAUAAAGAAAACACACAAGAAAAGACCUCCAAAUUUACUAUGACCAAAUUUUCAGAUGUUCUGAGGGGCUUUGAUGUUGAAUUCAGUGUGCUCAAUUUAGAUGAAAUUGAACAAGUAAAGAAAGAAACAACACCCACAAAACAGGAAUAUGUAACUGGAGUUAAAGGUGAGGAAUCAACAGAAGGUAUAACAACAAAUAAGGGAGGUGCUCAGGAAAAAUCUAAGCUUAAGUUUAGAUUUCCCAAACUGCGAUUCAGUCAGCCUUCAGAUGAAGGUCAUAAGAUGGUGAAUUCAGAAGCUAUUCUUGAAAACAGUGAAAAGCAAUCUGAGUCCCAGCCAGACCACAAAGUAGACGAUGAGGAAAAACAAACAAAACCUGAAAAGAGUGGGUGGUUUAGAUUACCCAAAUUGUCCUCUCCAACCAAUACAGCAAACAUCAAUGAGAAGGAAGACUCUCAGUCAUGCAGAAAAAGUAAGCCAGUGAGUGACAUGAGUCCAGUGAGUAACAUGAAUACAAAAGAGGCUGAGAAGAGUUCCACAGGAGAGGUUGAAGAGGACACUAUCAGUCCAACAUUGUCACUUAGGUCAUCUGAAGCUUUUGCUGAUAUAAGUGCACAAACAACUGAACAGGUUGGCCUUUCACUGGCUUCCCCUACAAAAAUCAAAGUAAAAUAUUUUGAGCCUACAAUUGAGGUGAGUGACAUGCAUGGUGAUGUUAUUACUUCAACAACCAGGACUGAGCUAAUUUCAUUGGAGCCCCACCAGCCAGAGAAAGUAAACAUUCCAUUCUCUGCUGACAGUUCCUCUUCUUCAUCAAAAUCACUGAAGCAGAUUUCAGGAGAAGUUCACAUUAUUAUGUCAAAUGUACAAACAGUACCAGACACACAACAUGCUACAAUUCUCACUUAUAUAGAUUCACAGGUUAUUCAAUCCUUACCUCCAGAAGAAAUUACAAUAAAAUCUGACUCAGUGUUAUCAGUUGAGACAGCCAGAGUUUUAAAGGAGGAACACACAUUUGUAGAGGAGCAUGUUGAAGAAAUGUUUGGCAAUGACAAUGAGAAAGUACGCAUGACAUCAAGAAUGCAGGUUUUUGAGGGAGUUGCUGCAGAGCCUUUCACUGAUGACACAGCUUCCUCUGUUCAAAAACUGAAAGAUAUUGUACAUACUGAGAAAAUGUGAUUUUUUUGAGGCUGCAGAUUCAAAUGAAACAAUCAUAAUGAGUUCUGAAACAUCUUUAAGGCAUGCAGAUUCCUCUACAGAUGAAAAUGAGGGGAAACAAGAUUAUGUAACAUUAGUUAAAUGAAUCUUUAGCAGAACUUGAUUCAUGGCUGUUAUCAAAUUAGAUGAAUAGAUAUUAUGCUUCUGGAUGCAUUUAUAUAUUGUGUAUAACUGGGUGCCCAUUAUACAAGAAAGGGCCAGGUAAUAUAUCAAAACAAAAUAGGGUUAGAUAAUAAAGCUGAAUUGUAAAUGUGAUUUAACAAUGAAAUCAAGAAAAAUAGAUAAUCCAAAUAAAUACUACUACUGUUUAACUUUGAGAAGGGAUUUUUUUCUUUGUGGAAAUUGUUUACUUGGCUUUCUCUGUAAUACACAGGUAAAUAUAAGAUAGACUGCAUCAGAUUUAGAAAUGUUCAUAGAAAAAUCAUAUAAAACUGUUGUGACUACUGAAGAUUAUUAACCACAUAUUUUUAUUUGAAAAUGUUGCUUGUUUUGAACAGAGAUGUCAAAAAGUAUAUAGAAAUUGCUUAUAUAAAUUUGCAUUCAUGUAAAAAGAACAAAAAUGACAAAAUAUGUAUAUUUUGUUCAGUUAAAUUAAUGUUCUGUGAUGUUACAUUGUCUUAUUGCACAAUAUAGGAAAAUAUAUUUGCUCUUCUAAUUAAACGCUGUAUUCACACAUAAAUAUAUGCCAAAUAAAUCUUUUAAAAUGGUU
Molecule: messenger RNA, 15394 nt
Organism: Electrophorus electricus (electric eel)
Lineage: Eukaryota; Metazoa; Chordata; Actinopteri; Gymnotiformes; Gymnotidae
Biological process (GO): peripheral nervous system myelin maintenance; regulation of RNA splicing
Cellular component (GO): nucleus; cytoplasm
Molecular function (GO): protein binding
Source: RefSeq, a predicted model, not a curated record